AGAACCACAAAAAAAUGAUUAUAACUACAACAAUAAUAAUAAUUGUGAUAACAAUGAUGAAUAUGAUAAUUAUGACAUUGUGUAUGAAAACAAUCAUACCAAUAAUAGAAACCAAAAAGUCCCGCUCCGCGUAACCACCACUGCCAAUAAUAAUGAGUCAUGCCUGCGUAACUACCAUGCCUAG
Entrophospora sp. SA101 is the source of this 184-nucleotide messenger RNA. Lineage: Eukaryota; Fungi; Glomeromycota; Glomeromycetes; Entrophosporales; Entrophosporaceae. The record is from the annotation of a GenBank genome assembly.